Molecule: messenger RNA, 1254 nt
Organism: Candidozyma auris
Lineage: Eukaryota; Fungi; Ascomycota; Pichiomycetes; Serinales; Metschnikowiaceae
Gene: TRY6
Product: Try6p
Exons: 1
Coding region: 1-1254 (417 amino acids)
Molecular function (GO): protein dimerization activity
Source: RefSeq, a predicted model, not a curated record
AUGCAAUUACCGCCUCCACCCUCGUUGAAAACAACGAUCAUCCAACUUAAUAAAGAUAUCGACCCUGAGGAUAAUAAUUAUGAAAUUCUCAAUAAUGUCUAUAAUACUUCCUCAAGUGGUGGGUCUCCCUCGAUAGCUGCAGUUGCAUCCACAACUGAACAGCCAAAAAAGAAACGAAGGAGAUCCAGCUCUUUCGUCGAUGAUGACGAAUUGGCACGCAGAAAAAACGAAACGAAGCAGCUUCAUUCCAUUAUAGAAAAAAGGAGGCGGGUCAAGAUCAACCGUGAGUUUGAAGCUCUCAAGUACAUUAUUCCCGCCUGCCGCAAUACGGAUAACACCGCAAAGAAAAACUCAUCUUCGAACAACGGAUCCAAGAUUGACGGCAUGUACAAGCUCACAAUCCUCAAAUCCUCGGUAGAGUACAUUUUGUACUUGCAUCAUAUCAUCCAGAAGCAACACGAACUUUUAUCGCAAAAUGUGAAGGAUUAUAGUUACGACACUAGCUUCACCCAGGUUCCUAUAGAUGUGAAUCAGUACAGGAAUAUCGACAAGGACUUUCACUUCUCUGAUCUUGCUGCUCCCACCCCAAAGUCCCUGAACUCCACUUGUGAGUCCAUAAAGGAAGACAACGAAGAUGAACCGACACAGAACCGCCCAGCUGUUGGCACUCUACAACGGGAUGAAGAGAAGCUGAGCCCCGCUCCCCCAUUGAUCUCCAGAAAGUCGUCUUCGGAUGAAGAGCAGCUUCCUAGCCCAGACUCAACACCAGACAUAGCACCAUUAUUAUCUCUUCUAGGGAAGUAUUCAGGUGACCAAAAGAGUGCAUUUGCUCAACAACAGGUACAAUUGCAAAAGAGUAUAGGAAGGUUCCUGCUGAUGGAUCAACUCGACCAAGUCAACAAGAGCUUUCUGUAUCUGACCUCUCAAACAAGGUCCGGUUCCGUAUCGUCUGCCACAUCGCCAUUCACCAUACCAAUCAAGCUGAAUACUAAGAAAGCGUCUUUUGUUUUGCCUGAUCCCGCCAUCCCAACAAGUGCGCCUGUCCCUUCAAAUGAGGAGGGUACGGAAAAGUCUACUUCUUAUCCGAAACGAUUGUAUUUCAAGUCUCGCGUCCCAGCAAACAACAUGACAGCUCAUAUAGGGGCAACUUGUGAAUAUGAAGUCGACCUGUCGUCGGAAGAUGGCAAGCUUGAAGAUGCGUCAAAAACGCUACUAUUGCUUCGCAAGCCAAGCAUCGAAAAGCUUCUCAAUUGA